This is a messenger RNA of Micromonas commoda, 498 nucleotides long. It is a transcript of the gene CNX6, whose product is annotated as molybdopterin synthase, large subunit CNX6. Gene Ontology annotation, molecular function: molybdopterin synthase activity. Gene Ontology annotation, biological process: Mo-molybdopterin cofactor biosynthetic process. The record is from RefSeq and is a predicted model, not a curated record. The transcript has a single exon. The coding region runs from base 1 to 498 and encodes 165 amino acids. Lineage: Eukaryota; Viridiplantae; Chlorophyta; Mamiellophyceae; Mamiellales; Mamiellaceae. Gene Ontology annotation, cellular component: cytosol.
AUGGCCGCCGCCGACGGCCCGCGCGCGCCGGAUCACGUGGAGAUCGUCGCGCACCCGCUGGUUCACGAUGACGUCGUCAAGCGCGUCGCGGACGACGGCGCGGGCGCGAUCGUCACCUUCAUAGGCACCACGCGCGACACGUUCGAGUACCGCGGCGAAGUUCGCAACGUGGAGAAGCUCGAGUACGAGUGCUUCACGCCGAUGGCGCUGGCGAAGAUGCGCGAGCUCUGCGCCGCCGUUCGCGGCACGUGGGACGUCGCGAAGAUCGCGAUGGCGCACAGGACGGGAACGGUGGGAGUGGGCGAGAGCAGCGUGAUCAUAGCGGUGUCGAGCGCGCACCGAAGGGAGGCGCUCGAGGCGUGCCACUGGGCCAUCGACGAGCUGAAGGCGACGGUGCCCAUCUGGAAGAAGGAGUUCUUCGAGGGCGGGGAGGUGUGGAAAGAGAACGCCGAGCAGAGACGCGAGCCGAGGGACCCCCCGCGGCGCAAAUACGUUUAA